This is a messenger RNA of Fusarium mangiferae, 762 nucleotides long. RefSeq names its product putative dehydrogenases with different specificities (related to short-chain alcohol dehydrogenases). The record is from RefSeq and is a predicted model, not a curated record. The transcript is spliced from 2 exons. Gene Ontology annotation, molecular function: oxidoreductase activity. Lineage: Eukaryota; Fungi; Ascomycota; Sordariomycetes; Hypocreales; Nectriaceae. The coding region runs from base 1 to 762 and encodes 253 amino acids.
AUGUCUCUUAGUGGAAAGGUCUAUGCAGUGACUGGUGGUGCAAGCGGCAUCGGUCUUGCAACAGCCAAGCUCCUCUCCGAUCGCGGGGCCACAGUUUGCAUCGCUGACGUAAACACAUCUGCUCUCGAUCAGGCUGAGGAAUAUUUCAAUUCUAAAGCUCCAAAGGUUCAAUUUUCCGUCGCUAGAGUCGAUGUGGUCGACCGAGAGCAAGUGGAAUCAUGGAUUGCCAACAUCAAGAGCCAAUUUGGUCGUCUAGAUGGAGCAGCCAAUAUUGCAGGCAUCAUCGGCAACGGCCAUGGCAAAGAGUCACUCAUAGAGCUAGAGGACGAUGAGUGGUUCCAGAUCCUCAACAUAAACUUGACUGGAAUGAUGUAUUGUCUUCGUUCAGAGCUUAAGCAUGUUGAGGGUGGUGGAUCAAUCGUUAAUAUGGCAUCUAUCCACGCUACAACCGGGAUAGCAAAUCAUGCGGCCUAUGCGGCAAGUAAGCAUGGAGUCCUGGGUCUGACUCGGGUUGCAGCCAAGGAAAACGGCCAUCGAGGGGUCCGCGUCAACGCAGUAGCACCAGGUCCGAUCUACACUCCCCUGAUGCAAGGGUAUUGGGAUAGAACAGAGCGCCCGGCUGAUGCGCCUUUUGAAGAGCCUAUCGCGUUUCAGCGUUACGGUACUGCUGAAGAGGUCGCAAACGUGGUUGGGUUUCUCCUUGGUCCAGAGAGUAGUUUUGUGAGCGGAAGCUGUUACUCUGUCGAUGGGGCUUGGAUAUAG